AUGGCGAUCAGACCAGAAGAAACACUUUCCAGCCCCUUCUUUUUACAUCCUAAUGAAAAUCCUUCCUUGAUUCUAGCUUCUAAUCUCUUGAAUGGUGGUAAUUACCAUUCCUGGUCUUGUACUCCUACUAUAGCUGAUAGCAUAUCAUGUUUGGAUUCUGCUUUUGAAAUCUGGACUGAUCUAAAGGAUCGCUUUUCUCAAGGAGAUGCCUACAGAAUUGGAGAUAUUCAAGAAGAGAUAUAUGCUUUUCAUCAGAAUACAUUGUCAGUUACUGAGUACUUCACUCAUUUGAAGUCUCUAUGGGAUGAGUUAAUUAGCCUAAGGCCUUUUCCUGUAUGCAUAUGCAUUCCUAAAUGCAUUUGCAAUGCCUUACCAUUGAUAAGAAAGAAUCACUCUAAUGACCAGGUGAUUAGAUUCUUAAAGGGGCUGAAUGAUCAAUAUGCUACUGUGAGGCAGCAGAUUUUGAUGACAGAACCUCUUCCACCAAUCAACAAGGCAUUCUCAAUGGUAAUUCAAAAUGAGAGACAAAUUGCAGGAAGCAUUAACAUGAGAACUAUGGUUGAUACAAAUGUAAUGUUUACAAAAGGAGAGAAUGAUGAUUAUGGAGACUCUUUUGAUCCAAACUAUGAAGCAAAUGUUUGCUAUGCCAGAGGGAGAGGUUACUUCAGAGGAAACAACAAUAACUUCAAGAAGUUUGUUCCUGUGCCAAGUUACAAACAGAAGCUAUGCUCUCAUUGUGGAAUGACUGGGCACACUGUUGACAUUUGUUACAAAAAACAUGGGUAUCCUCCAGGGUAUCAGUCAAGUUUUCAAUCAAGAAUGAAGGCUGAUGGUUCAUAUGCCAAUCAAGUGGAUUUUGAAGGUUUUGCACCUAAUCCAUCAGAUAAUAAUACUGACAGAACUGCUUCUUAUACUUCUCCAGGUACUGUUUUUCCUUUCACAGCAGAACAGUGUCAAAAAUUAAUGGCUUUAAUUCAACAAGAAGCUUCUAGUUCUACUCCUCAGAAUUCAUUUGCUCAUGCAAAUGCAUUAUCUGCAAAUUUCCAGCCUAAUUCAGAAACCACAGAAGGUAUCUCUCACUGUCUUUUCUCUUCUACAUCUUACAAAAAUAAGUGGAUACUGGAUACAGGAGCAACAGAUCACAUAGUCUGUGACUCCAUUCUUCUAAAAACAUUUCAUGCUGUCAAAAAUGUUCAUGUGAAAUUACCAAAUGGUCAACUGGUUCCUGUUGCAAAUGUUGGUACUAUUCACUUAUCUGAUAAAUUGAUUCUGGAAAAUGUUCUUCAUGUUCCAGAUUUUAGUUUCAACUUGAUAUCAGCAAGCAAGUUAACUGAUAAUCCACAAAUAUCAUUGAUUCUUCAUCAUGACUCUUGUUUUAUCCAGGAGUUGACUUCAUAG
Molecule: messenger RNA, 1398 nt
Organism: Mercurialis annua (annual mercury)
Lineage: Eukaryota; Viridiplantae; Streptophyta; Magnoliopsida; Malpighiales; Euphorbiaceae
Exons: 2
Coding region: 1-1398 (465 amino acids)
Source: RefSeq, a predicted model, not a curated record